Trichogramma pretiosum is the source of this 918-nucleotide messenger RNA. RefSeq names its product 60S ribosomal protein L8-like (gene RpL8). Bases 97 to 867 code for a protein of 256 amino acids. Gene Ontology annotation, molecular function: structural constituent of ribosome; RNA binding. Gene Ontology annotation, cellular component: ribosome; cytosolic large ribosomal subunit. Gene Ontology annotation, biological process: cytoplasmic translation. The transcript is spliced from 5 exons. NCBI's taxonomy places the organism in Eukaryota, Metazoa, Arthropoda, Insecta, Hymenoptera, Trichogrammatidae. The record is from RefSeq and is a predicted model, not a curated record.
UUCACUAUGCGUUGCGCAGUGGCGUUGGAAUCACCUCGCCAAGAGUUGGAGCGGCACGAACCGUGGAAGAAUCUUUCCUUUUUUGACUCGUAGAAAAUGGGUCGCGUUAUCAGAGCCCAACGUAAGGGAGCGGGAUCGGUUUUCCGUGCCCACACGAAGAAAAGGAAGGGAGCCCCAAAAUUGCGCUCUCUCGACUAUUCCGAAAGGAAUGGAUACAUCAAGGGUGUUGUAAAGGACAUCAUCCACGACCCUGGCCGUGGUGCUCCUUUAGCUGUCGUUCACUUCCGUGACCCUUAUAAGUUCAAAACACGCAAAGAGUUGUUCAUUGCCCCAGAAGGUCUUUACACCGGUCAAUUUGUGUACUGUGGCAAAAAAGCCAACUUAACCAUCGGAAAUGUAAUGCCCGUAGGCACCAUGCCUGAAGGUACUAUCAUUUGCAAUGUUGAAGAGAAGACUGGUGACCGAGGCCGAUUGGCUCGUGCAUCAGGAUUGUAUGCAACUGUGAUUGCACACAACCCAGACACAAAGCGCACAAGAAUAAAGCUUCCAUCUGGAGCUAAGAAAGUCAUUCCAUCCGCCAAUCGUGGUAUGGUUGGUAUUGUUGCAGGAGGUGGUCGUAUCGACAAACCUAUCCUGAAGGCUGGUCGUGCUUAUCACAAGUACCGUGUCAAGAGGAACUGCUGGCCAAAGGUUCGUGGUGUUGCUAUGAACCCCGUUGAGCAUCCUCAUGGUGGUGGUAACCAUCAACAUAUUGGUCAUGCUUCCACAGUCAAGCGUGGAACCAGUGCUGGUCGCAAGAUUGGUUUGAUCGCUGCCAGAAGAACUGGUAGAAUCCGUGGUGGAAAGACCGAGAAGAAGGAAGAUUAGAUUUUGAAUAAAAAUUAAUAAGCUUAAUAAAAACAAGAUAAGCCUAAAAAA